AUGGACAGUAGCACCUGGAGCCCCGCCACCGCCGCUGCCGUCACCCGGCCUGUUGAGGCCCACGAGCUCAUUCGCAAUGCAGCCGACAUCUCUGUCAUCGUCAUCUACUUCGUGGUGGUGAUGGCCGUUGGACUGUGGGCUAUGUUUUCCACCAAUCGUGGGACUGUUGGAGGCUUCUUCCUUGCAGGCCGAAGUAUGGUGUGGUGGCCGAUUGGAGCCUCCCUCUUCGCUAGUAACAUUGGAAGUGGCCACUUUGUGGGGCUGGCUGGGACAGGAGCAGCUUCAGGCAUUGCUAUUGGAGGCUUUGAAUGGAACGCCCUGGUUUUGGUGGUUGUGCUGGGCUGGCUGUUUGUCCCCAUCUAUAUUAAGGCUGGGGUGGUGACGAUGCCAGAGUACCUGCGGAAGCGGUUUGGAGGCCAGCGGAUCCAGGUCUACCUUUCUGUUCUGUCCCUGCUGCUCUACAUUUUUACCAAGAUCUCGGCAGACAUCUUCUCGGGGGCCAUAUUCAUCAAUCUGGCCUUAGGCCUGAAUCUGUAUUUGGCCAUCUUUCUCUUAUUGGCAAUCACUGCCCUUUACACAAUUACAGGGGGACUGGCAGCGGUGAUUUACACGGACACCUUGCAGACGGUGAUCAUGCUGGUGGGAUCUUUAAUCCUGACUGGGUUUGCUUUUCAUGAAGUGGGAGGCUAUGACGCCUUCAUGGAAAAAUACAUGAAUGCCACUCCAACUGUGAUUUCUGAUGGUAACACCACCAUUAAGGAAGAAUGCUACCUUCCGAGGGCCGACUCCUUCCACAUCUUCCGAGAUCCCCUCAAGGGAGACCUGCCAUGGCCUGGGCUCAUCUUUGGGAUGUCCAUCCUUGCCCUGUGGUACUGGUGCACAGAUCAGGUCAUUGUGCAGCGCUGCCUCUCAGCCAAGAACAUGUCUCAUGUGAAGGCUGGCUGCACCCUGUGUGGGUACCUGAAGCUGCUGCCCAUGUUCAUCAUGGUGAUGCCAGGAAUGAUCAGCCGCAUUCUGUACACAGACAAAAUUGCCUGUGUUGUCCCUUCAGAAUGUGAGAAAUAUUGCGGUACCAAGGUUGGCUGUACCAACAUCGCCUAUCCAACCUUGGUGGUGGAGCUCAUGCCCAAUGGAUUGCGAGGCCUGAUGCUGUCGGUCAUGUUGGCCUCUCUCAUGAGCUCCCUGACCUCCAUCUUCAACAGUGCCAGCACCCUCUUCACCAUGGACAUCUACACCAAGGUCCGCAAGGGAGCAUCUGAGAAAGAGCUCAUGAUUGCUGGAAGGUUGUUUAUCCUGUUGCUGAUUGGAAUCAGCAUUGCCUGGGUGCCCAUUGUGCAAUCAGCACAAAGUGGGCAGCUCUUCGAUUACAUCCAGUCCAUCACCAGUUAUUUGGGACCACCCAUUGCAGCUGUCUUCCUGCUUGGUAUUUUCUGGAAGAGAGUCAAUGAGCCGGGAGCCUUUUGGGGACUGAUCCUAGGAUUUCUGAUUGGGGUUUCACGUAUGAUUACUGAGUUUGCCUAUGGAACCGGGAGCUGCAUGGAGCCCAGCAACUGUCCCACGAUUAUCUGUGGGGUGCACUACUUGUACUUUGCUAUUAUCCUCUUCGUCAUUUCUGUCAUCAGUAUCGUGGUCAUCUCCCUCCUCACCAAGCCCAUUCCAGAUGUGCAUCUUUAUCGUCUGUGUUGGAGUCUGCGCAACAGCAAAGAGGAGCGUAUUGACCUGGAUGUGGAAGAGGAGAACAUCAAAGAAGACCCUAAGGAGACCAUUGAAAUAGACACAGAAGUUCCUGAGGAGAGGAAAGGAUUCUUCAGGAGAGCCUAUGAUCUGUUUUGUGGGCUGGAGCAGCAGAGUGCACCCAAGAUGACCGAGGAAGAGGAGAAAGCCAUGAAGAUGAAGAUGACAGACACCUCUGAAAAGCCUUUGUGGAGGACAGUGGUGAACAUCAAUGGCAUCAUCCUGCUGACCGUGGCUGUCUUUUGCCAUGCAUAUUUUGCCUGAGUCCUACCUUUUGCUGUAGAUUCACUAUGGCUGGGCUCUUACUCACUUCCUUUUAAUCUUGUCCUGUGGUAUUGAAGGGAAACCAGCCAGUUGUAAAUUUUGCCCAGGUGGAUAAAUGUGUACAUGUGUAAUUACAGGCUAGCUGGAGGAAAAUCAUUAGUUUGCUGUUAACUUAAGCAUUUGAAGCUGGUGUGAUGCAGUGAUCUGUACCUACUGAAGCUGCAGAAGGAAAGUCCACUCAGUCACAUCCAGAAAAAGGUAGACUAAGAAUCAGAAGCCAUGUGAUGUCUGAUGUGAGUCUGUCUCAAUGUGAUUUGUAAUCCUUGAAUAUUGUUUUAAGAGUUUUGGUCACAAUGGUUCCCGAUACUUUCCCUCUUCGUCCUCCUCUCCAUUUUUUUUAAAAAAGAAAACUAUUUCUCCCCCAUCAUAUCCCUCUUGAGUUUGAGUUUUGCCUGGACUUUCCCUCUCAAGUGUGUCAAUCUGAUAAACUGAGGAAUGCAUGGAAGCUGAGGAUGGAGCUUGAUGGGCUCCCUGUCCUGGGUGUUUGCUCUUUGAAGUGGAGGCCUGAGGAAGGUAGAACUUCCAUAGAAGGGAGGGACUUAGGCACCAGCCUCAGGCUUGUUGGGGAGGCAGAUAGCCUGAGUCCAGGACAUUUUCUGGGUUUGUUCAAAUGUCCAUUGUACUUCCCUGUGUUUGGGAUUCCACUCAUUUUGGCAUUCACAGUGCCUAGAAUGUCUUAGACUUUCAGCAAUGCUUGUUGAAUAAAUGAAUGACAUAGGCAUUUAUUUAUAAAUCUUUGCUUUCUUUUUACAUGAGCCUGGUCCUUAGUUAACCUCUUCUUGUGGCUGCACAAAGUAUGCCCACUGGUUACUAAUGAAUUGGGAUGCAUUUGCCACAGGCCACUCUGCCUGCCUCAUGGUGCUGAGGUUGACAGAAGGGGCUUAGAAACUGACACUUUGUCAUGUGAGAGAGCAAAUGUGCCUACUAGGGGCAUGUGUAAACUCAAAGCAGCUGCACAACUGCACUCUUCCAAAACAUUGAAGUCAUUAGCCUGAGAUCAUCCUCCCUGUGAGUUCACAUGACCAUAACUCUUCCUUUCGUAGUUGUCUGAAAUUGGUGUUCAUGGAUUGACAAAGGUUAGGGUAGGUGAUCUCUGUUCCGAGUGGUGGCACCCAAUACUUCUAGCUGACAGAUGUGUAUUUUUUGUUGAACCAUUUUCUUAGGAAGAAAUUCUUUUAUUUAAAUUAAACUAAUUAUUUUAAUUAUACCUAUGAAAUCUCAAUUAUACUGUAAUAUAAUCCCAUUGAAAAAAUUAUGAUGUUAGUAUUGACUGGCUUCAGGCUAGCUUAAAAAAAGCUGAGAGUGUGGUUCCUGGGUAUAAACACGGUUCAAGAGGUAAAGGGAUGGCUUUUUCUCAUAGAAGUAAGGAAACCCAUAGGGCACUAUUUGUAAUGCCUUCUCAGUCCCCUGAAUCUAGGCAGAGGAGAGGGAAUAGUGGAGAAUUUCACAUGGCUGGCAGUCCCUAAAGGGCUCCAUCUGACAUGGAGCUUGUGCUAUGUUUUGAAUUUUGAGAGGCUAAAGGGAGAGGAAGGAAAGCCACUGGAUGAAGUGGAUAGUGGAAAAUGUCUGGAUUGUCCUGGAUUUGGUUUCUGGCUUUGCUAAUGAUUUGCUGUGUAUAUUUUGGUAAAUUAUUUUGUCUCAACUGUGUAUUUUUUUUUGAAAAAUGAAGGCCUUGGUGCUUAUAGCAUCUACCUACCUCCUGUGGUUGUGAUGAUGACACUUUGAAACAGGAUGGGAGAUACAUAUGUGAAAGAUGCCAUACAGGUGCUAUAUUAACCUGCAUUAUAGUCCCAUAAAUUAAAAUGUAUUGCUUUGAUAAAAAUAAAAACAUUGAAACACCAUAA
Messenger RNA from Callithrix jacchus (white-tufted-ear marmoset), 3902 nucleotides. RefSeq names its product solute carrier family 5 member 1 (gene SLC5A1). Lineage: Eukaryota; Metazoa; Chordata; Mammalia; Primates; Cebidae. The record is from RefSeq and is a predicted model, not a curated record. Gene Ontology annotation, molecular function: D-glucose:sodium symporter activity. Gene Ontology annotation, biological process: sodium ion transport; transmembrane transport. Gene Ontology annotation, cellular component: plasma membrane.